Messenger RNA from Eleginops maclovinus (Patagonian blennie), 5751 nucleotides. Its product is annotated as protein crumbs homolog 2-like. The record is from RefSeq and is a predicted model, not a curated record. NCBI's taxonomy places the organism in Eukaryota, Metazoa, Chordata, Actinopteri, Perciformes, Eleginopidae. Gene Ontology annotation, molecular function: calcium ion binding.
CUGCUGCACUCAUUAGUAGACAAGCAUGGGUCGCCUGUGAACACCGGGCCACAGCUUCUCCUGCACACAGCACGAUGUGUCCCCUCUAGGACUUCUUUUUUCAUUCUCUUGUAAUACUUUUGUUCCCGGGGCGGUGGAUUUACCAUGGAGCUGGGGAAGGUGCAUCUGAAUCUAAAGACAGUACUGCUGACCAUGAUGAUGUUCAAAUGGGGAAUAUUCUGCACAGCCUCUUCAGAUAAAUGCUUGUCUGCACCCUGCCACAAUGGAGCUACCUGUGUGGACAACAUGGACGACUACGCCUGUCUCUGUGCCAAAGACGGCGUCCGAUUCAUGGGCAAAAACUGCGAUGAACUGUAUGACGCCUGCUCCUUCGCUCCGUGUGAAGACUGCAGCAGCACCCCCGGGGAGACGGAGUACCACUGCAUCUGCCCGGACGGACUCGCAGGGGAUAACUGCACGGAGGAGGUGGACGAGUGUGAGAGCAACCCCUGCUCCGAGCCCCGCUCCCUGUGCGUGGACCAGCUGAACGGGUACUUCUGCAGAUGUCCCGGGUUCGGAGGACAGGACUGCAGGACACACGUGACCGACUGCAUCGAUGAACCCUGCGGGAACAACGGGACGUGUUUGCUGCGACGAGAGGGCUUCGAGUGCCACUGUGCAGCGGGGUUCGAGGGGAAGACCUGCGAGGAGGACGUGAACGAGUGUUUGUCCGAGCCCUGUCAGAACGGAGCCAUCUGUCUGGACGGAGUGGCCGAGUUCCACUGCUUCUGUGUGCCCGGGUUCCAGGGGUACAACUGCGAGAUCGACAUUAACGAGUGUGCGUCGAGACCCUGCGAGAACAACGGCACCUGCAUCAACGAGAAGGACCACUACCAGUGUGAAUGCCUCAACGGCUUUGCAGGAGUGAACUGUGAGACCGAGAUAGAUGAGUGUGAGUCGGGCCCCUGCCACAACGGGGCCACCUGCCACGACCUGGUCUCCAUGUACUCCUGCCAGUGUCUGCCCGGCUUCGAUGGCCUCGACUGCGAGGUGGACGUGGACGAGUGCGCCAGCGAGCCGUGCCACAACGGAGCCGCCUGUCACGACCUGGUGAACAGCUACGAGUGUGACUGCAGUGAUACAGGAUUCCAGGGAGACUUCUGUGAGCUGGACAUCCCUGAGUGUGCCUCUGAUCCCUGUCAGCACGGAGCCACAUGCAUAGAGGGAGUCGGGGAGUACACCUGCCUCUGCUGGCCAGGUUAUGAGGGACCGAACUGUGAGGUGGAUGUAGACGAGUGUGCGGAGACGCCCUGUGAUAACGCCGGCGAGUGUUUCGAGCGCUCCGACCCGUCUCACUGGGAGCUGGACUGGGAGCUGAGCUUUGCAGAUGCAGCGGGAUACAUCUGCCAGUGUCAGCCGGGGUUCGCAGGAGAAAACUGCUCCGUCAACAUCGAUGAGUGUGAGUCCGAGCCCUGCCAGAACGGAGGCACCUGUGAGGAUCAGAUCAACGGAUACACCUGUACCUGCUCUCAGGGGUUUCUAGGUGAGCACUGUGAAGUGGAUGUCGAUGAGUGUGAGAGCCAGCCCUCUAACGGGGGCUGGUGCGAGGACGGCCGGGCCUCCUACACCUGCCACUGUCCUGAGGCCGAGCCGGGGGAACUUCCAUGGGGAGGAGGUCUCUGUGACGAGAAGCUGUACGGCUGCGUUGACCACGAGUGCCAGAACGGAGCCACCUGCCACCCCUGGCUGGAAGGGGGGCACCACGGUCACACCUGCCUUUGCCCCCACGGCUUCUACGAUGAGCAGUGCUCCACCAGAACCACCUUCUCCUUCUCCGCCCCUGGGUUCAUUCUCAUCGAGGUUGAUCUGGAGGAGAGGAGACGGAGGGAGGUGGAGCACCAAGUCCACCGGGGUCUGGGGGUCCAGCUGCGCUUCAGGACCACCAUUCCCAACAUGCUGCUGGUCUACAGAGGAGACCUGGACAACCACCUCGUCCUGGAGAUUGUGAAUGGCGGUCUUCACGCCAAAGCCUUUUCUGAGGAUUCCGAGCUGGACGUGAGGUUCCCCGGGCUGGUCAGUGACGGAGGCUGGCGGGACGCUCAUGUGUUUGUGGAUGACGGAGGGCUGGUUUUGAUCGUGAGGGGUCCCGGCUGUGACAGGGACGGGUGCAGAGUGACUGACGGUGGCGCGGAUGAACCGCCCUUCCAGCCCUCUGAGGCCUUCUCUCAGAUUUAUGUAGGUGGAGCCCCGGAGGAGCUGCUGGAGGUUUCUGCGAGCGGAGCAAGCUUUAUAGGAUGCAUGGAGGACCUGAUGAUCGACUCCAAGCCCAUCCUGCCGCAAACACUCCCUGAAGACCAGGGCCACGAGCUGGGCUGCAUUAAGACCGAGUGGUGUAAGCCGGACCCCUGCGGUGGACGUGGGCGCUGUGUGGACCUGUGGAUCAGCUUUCAGUGUGACUGCUACCGGCCCUACCACAGGGACAGCUGCUCUGAGGAAUUCCCUUCAUGGACGUACAGCCACGAGGACACGAAGAGCUUCAGUGCGUACGACGUGGGAAAGAGCCACGAGAGCAGCUUCAACGUGUCCUUCUUCCUGAGGUCCUUACAGCCGGAUGGACUGCUGUUCCAGCUGAGGAGACCGUCAGCGGAGGAGGGGGAGGUCUACUUCUCCGUCUACCUGGGCAUGGGGAGGCUGUUUGUCAGCUCUCUGCCUAACAGCGCCCCCCUGACAGCUCCCAUAUUUGUGACGACUGGCGAGAAGCAGCUGCUGCAGGUGGAGGUCCAGCACAGGCAGGUGAUCUUCGAGCAUGCAGGCCUGCGCUACGGGAUCGGAGAGAUCCCCGAGGUGACAGUAAACAGCGGGGAUCAGGCCUAUGUGGGGGGGCUUCCAGCAGAGUGGGACUCGGAUAGCUGGGGCGGGCAUUACAAAGGAUGCCUGCAGGACCUUCGGUUGGACUCGGUGCAUCUGGAUGUGGACGCCUGGAACAGCUCUGAGGACGAGGAGGUGUAUCUGCUGAGCGACGCGGAAAAUGUGAAGGAGGGCUGCGUCAGCGACGACACCUGCAGGACGAAGCCUUGUCAAAAUGGAGGGGAGUGCACGAUCACGUUCAACGACUUCACGUGUUCCUGUCCGGCGGAAUACACCGGCAAGACCUGUGAGACCCGGGUGUGGUGUGUGGGUGAUCCCUGUGUCAACGGCGGCCACUGUGUGGACCUCCCUGACGGAUAUGAAUGUGUGUUCAACGCCACGUUUGAGAACAACCCUGUGCAGUUCAGCUCUAGAGGCUCCCUGUCCGACUCCGUCUCUAACGUUUACCUGGAGCUGAGGACCCGCUCAGAGAACGCCGUGAUCCUGAGGGCCUCCUCUGGCUCCGACCUGCUGCUGGUGGGCCUGGUGGACUCUUCCGUCCGGGUGGAGAUCCACACGGGCAACAGUGUGGAGACGCUGGCCUUCACUGGAGUGCGUCGAGUGGCGGACGGGAGCUGGCAUCGCGUGAACAUCUCCAUGGCGGAGAGGCGGCGCAAAGCCUCUCCCUGGAUCAUCACGGUGGAUGGGAUCACAGACGCCAGCAGCCUGCCUCAGCGGACAGGAAGUAUCCACUUUCUCAACGAGAAGGCCACCACGUUGGCCAUCGCCGAGAGCUUCACCGGCUGCUUGGGAGCAGUGAGGGUCGGCGGGGUCUACCUCCCUUUCGUGGACGACUAUAAAGCCCCCCAGGCGUCUCAGUUCCACUCAGUGGGAAAGCCAAACAUCGGCCUGGGUUGCACCAGUGAACCGGUGUGUGACUCAGACCCGUGUGUGAACGGAGCCACCUGUGAAGACCUCUUCAAUAUGUUUGACUGUGUGUGUGACCCGGGCUGGGGGGGGGAUCUGUGUGAGAUAGACACCGAUGACUGUGCGUCUCAGCCCUGUGUUCACGGAAGCUGUCAGGACUACUUGGCUGGUUUUGAGUGCCGCUGCCAGCCUGGAUACGCCGGCACUCUGUGUGACGAGGAUCUCAACGAGUGUGAGCGUCACCCCUGUGAACACGGAGGCACGUGUCAGGACGGACCCAACAUGUUCACCUGUGUGUGUCCCAAGGGCUACAGCGGGCCCCUGUGCCAGUGGGACUAUCCCCCGAUCCAGUGUGGGGAAGACGUGCACUGUGAGAAUGAUGGCAUCUGCAGUGACGGGCUCUGGGGGGCUAACUGCACCUGCAUGCCCGGAUUCACAGGCAGCAGGUGUGAGUCAGAGAUUGAUGAGUGUGUGUCUAACCCGUGUCGAAAUGGAGGUUCCUGUUUGGAUCGAUUCAACAUGUUUGUGUGUGAAUGCCUGCCUGGCUACAGCGGUCCGAUCUGUGACACUAACAAACAAGCUCACAAACAAAUCAUCCCCUGGCUGAUGGUGGCCCUCCCGCUGCUGUGCUUCUGUGUUCUCAUCCUGGUCAUCGGCCUGACCUUCAUGGUGCUCACAGCGAGGAAGAAGCGUCAGUCUGAGGGCGCGUACAGCCCCAGCGCUCAGGAGGUUGCCGGAGCUCGGCUGGAGAUGGACAGCAUGCUCAAAGUGCCCCCGGAGGAAAGACUCAUCUGAGAACUGAAGGGUGUUCCAGCUGAUCUGAGCACUGCAGGCAGGUGCACAGGACACACACUCCCUGAACUCUGAACCGGACUGAGGAGGUGACCCAGGCUCAUCCGUCUGAUGAAAUGUGUUCAGCACAUAGCUCCUUUUUAUCGUAAGACUCUACACUGUAGUCGUUUGUCUAUGGCAGGGCCUUCACCUGUCCUAUAGAUCUAACUAGUGCAUAGAGGACAACUUCAAUCGUGGCACGGUGAAGCACUACAGGCACACGGACUGGGGGGAAUGUCUUCUGGUGUUUGAGCAGCAUCCAGCACAGUAAAGCUGCACUUCCUCUGAUGGCCAGUAGAUGCUGCCGGUAAGAAAGCCUUACCCUCUACACAUGUCACAUUCAGUAUAAAGUACAGGGACUCCUGGUUGAAGAAAGGUCCCUUUAUAAAUGUACACCAAGUAGCCUAUAUAGAGUAUGGAUGUGAUGCUUGACCUCACAAGUUGCACUAUGAUUCUUGGGUUCUGUUUAAACUCCAUACUGUACUUCUCACUCACUUUGGUGCUCUCUGGAAGGGACUUUGACAAUGAAAAUGUGUACGGGACACAACAAAUAUUGGAUAACUGUGAAGAUUCUUUGUGGCAGCAUUUGGUGAAUCCAUGUUCAGCAAACUGGGACCGUUUCAAACUGCGGAGAGAAAAAGGAAUCCAUACAAAAUAAUGUCUGUUUUUAUCUUCAUUUGAAAAGCUAUCCCCCUCGCUUUGUUGAAGAUCUCAGAGUUUAUUUUCCUUGUGAGCCUGGCAGGUUACUGCACGAGAGGACUUUUCUGUACACUUUCUAUAUUUAUGUUCAGAAUUGUUUGAACUUUUGUUGGAUUCAGAGAUUUUCUGUCAUGGCUCACAUGCAUAAAGGGUCCGCUCAUGUCUGUCUCUGCACAUUGAACCCAUGUUUGAUGAUGUGAACUUUGCAGUAUGUAACGUACGGUUUGUUUUUAGGAUGCAAGGUUGAAUUUUGCACCAAAAUAAGAAAUGAAAGCAUACUAAAGUGUGCAUUUGGGAGGAACAAACAUUACAUAUACUGCAACACACUAUGACAGGAUGUAAAGUGUUCAACAUGUCAUUAUUCAGUACAACUGCAGGUGUUGGCUGAACAUUGUGUCUUUGUUUUCUUACAUUUCUUUAUUUUGAUUUGCAAAAUCCAGAGUGUCCACAAUGUAUAAUAAACCUGCA